CUUCAGGCCAGAGCAGCACAGAGAGCAAAGAGACGCUCGAAAUACAGAAAACACAAACAAUACCAGCAGUGAAUGUGGAAGAGCUGGAGGCCGGACUUUGUGUGGACUUCGGAUGGAUCUGCGGGGGGUGGAGAAAGGUCGACAGUCAGGCCUGUUCCUUGGAGGCUCCUCGGCUCCUGCUGGCCUCCUCUAUGGCCGUCUGGCUGCCAAAUGCUGGAAAUGAGCCUUUGUGUUUCUUGUUUCUUCAUUUAAAUAAUUUAUUGUAGCUUUUAACAAAGUGUGCUUGUAGCUUUUUCACGAUUUACACCACAGUUUUAUCAGGAAACAGUCUGUUUGUUGCUGCUGUAGCGUUCUGCACCACAAGGGUAAACAUACAUAUCCUUGUAAUGGAUCCUGACAGAGAAGAAGCUGAAGUAUUUUCGGACCCUGAGGACCCAUUUGCUCUAACAGCAGAGGAUAAGGAACAGGAGGAGGAUGAGGUGGAAGAGGAUGAUGAUGAGGAAGAUGCCAGGAUCUUCAACGCUUGGAUGCAGCGGUACCGGGGAGGGGAACAGCAGAGUAAAGUAGGAGAGGAAGAAGAUGAAGAUGACGAGUCAGAGGGAGGAAGAGUUAAAAGCAGAAGCAGCCCGGAACCUCCGGCCGCGGUAAAGUUGGGCCGCCGAGCAUCACUGCCAUGUCCGUCCACUCUGUCGGCCAUGCAGCUGUCUCGUCUCCACUCGUCCACUCAGGCUCCGGUGACGGCGAGGGUUUUGUUGCGUCGCUCUUCCUCCCGCCGCCUUCUUCCAUCACCUAUGGAGUCCGCUGUGCCCACCUCAGAGCGCAGGCAAUCUCUUAUAACCACAAUCCCCGAGGUUGUGCCACCUGAGAGGCGGGGACAGUUCAGAAGACGUAACGUCAUGUCGCUGAGCGAUGCUUAUAGUGUGUGUCUGAUCUGUCAUAACGACUUAAAUAACGGCGCUGGCGGCACCAGAGAGCUACAGUGCACACACACCUUCCACAAAGAGUGUAUCGAGGAGUGGUUGUGGAGGAAACAGUGCUGUCCAACAUGUCACGUUCAGGUGUCCAUGCCACAGCCAUCUUACUGGAGCUCCAGCAGGGUCAUAAUCCCCUAACAUCACCAAGAAAAACGUCAAUUAAACUGGACUUUAUUGGAUAACUGCUUUUUUAAAGCCCAGUGAAUUUAUCAUUGUCUUUCAGGAUAUUAUCAGAAGAGGAGCGUGACUUUUGACGCAAAACGUUAUUCAAUAGAUUAAAAGACAAAAAGAUUAGCACUCAAUAUUUAUAUAAGGAAACAUCCUCUGUCUUUUAUUUGUCUCCAUUUUGAACCACACUGGUUUCAGCAACCAGGUUAUCCUGAGAAUAAGGGAGUGUAUUCCCUGUUUUAACACCCAUAUCGUCUCAGUGUGACACAAAUAAGUCAUAGUGGAUUAGAAACAUAUAGUAAAGGACCAACGCUGAAGCUGGAGAACAACCAAAAUAACCUCAUGUAUGUUUUUUUUUCUUUUUGUCUUCUUUUUAUGGUAAUUUUAACAGUAUUUUAAUGACUUUAAAAUAAAAUGUAAUUGUGUCCGAGGAGAAAAAUAUGGUGCAGACAUAACAAAUUCCCAGUCUUAGAAAAAGUUUGGGUUUUUUAUUUCUAAAAUGAAUUAUAGUUUCUUCUGCUAGUCUGUUAUGCUCGGUUUUUAUUUGUUUUUUUUUUUCUUGUUCUAUAUUUUAUCAUUUAAUUUGUCUUUUGGUGUGAAUAUUCACUUAUAAUCACUCAGUUAUCUCUGUAAUCAAUUUUAAACGAGC
Messenger RNA from Neolamprologus brichardi, 1791 nucleotides. RefSeq lists its product as uncharacterized. NCBI's taxonomy places the organism in Eukaryota, Metazoa, Chordata, Actinopteri, Cichliformes, Cichlidae. Gene Ontology annotation, cellular component: cytoplasm. Gene Ontology annotation, biological process: ubiquitin-dependent protein catabolic process. The record is from RefSeq and is a predicted model, not a curated record. Gene Ontology annotation, molecular function: ubiquitin protein ligase activity.